AUGGCGAGCAGCAACAAUCUGCCGACUACUCAUGCAAAUGAGGUCCGCCAACAAAGCCCGCUGCACUGGCCCAUCUUCGAUCUCAUGACACCUGUGCACGCUCGCUACAACCCACUUCCGAGCACCGUGAUCAGGUCCGACGGUGAAUACACGUCGACAGGGCUGGAGAAUGAGCUCAAUGCGAUGCUUGAAUCCAUGGCCUUGCGUCCAACCCAUCAACACUUGCAGACGUGGGCGGCAGGCUUGUCCCAGGGGUGGAACGCUGUGUCCAGUAGUAAUGACUCUGGGAAGACGCCCAUGGAGCGGUUCUUGGGGGAGGGAAACAGUCAGGGAAGAGACGCCUUCCUCGAAGCCCCACGAGCUCCGGGAGUUCACCAGGGCGAUGGUGUGAAGGAUAAAUCUCCUAUUACCAAGAAUCAUAAGUAG
Messenger RNA from Exophiala spinifera, 426 nucleotides. RefSeq lists its product as uncharacterized. The coding region runs from base 1 to 426 and encodes 141 amino acids. The record is from RefSeq and is a predicted model, not a curated record. NCBI's taxonomy places the organism in Eukaryota, Fungi, Ascomycota, Eurotiomycetes, Chaetothyriales, Herpotrichiellaceae. The transcript has a single exon.